Messenger RNA from Funneliformis geosporum, 1104 nucleotides. Lineage: Eukaryota; Fungi; Glomeromycota; Glomeromycetes; Glomerales; Glomeraceae. The record is from the annotation of a GenBank genome assembly.
AUGAGUCAAAGACCUUUGAUUGAAUUUCUGAAAGAACUCACGACGGAUAAUGAUGAUAUGCGGAUAUAUAAUGCGUUACUGGAACGAUGUCUAAAUACAUCUAUAUCUGAUCUGGAGAAGUUCAACAACAAACUGUCGCAGCUUCUACGCGACUUUCCUGAUAUUUACAUACCAACCCUGCAAACCUUAAUUUCUUACCUCUGUGAUGAAUCUUCGCGUAAAAAAACAUUACGCCAAUCCUUACGAGAAAGAUGGAACACCGCGAUUUCCAAUUUCAUCUCAUCGUUAAUUACCGCUGUCAUCAUGCAAAACUUAGACCACUCCGACUUUCCUGGCUUUGGAGAGCUCCUACACGAUUGCAUAGAGCUUAUCUGGAAAGUUCAAAAUGUCACUUUGACCAGUCAUAAAGGAUACAAUUUGGCUUUCCAGACGACAAAAAGCUUCUUCAACGCAAUUCUUAACGCGGGUGUCCUGGGCAUUUUGAUAACAGACCCUUCCGGUCGACGCUGUAUAAAACGAAUUCUGUUCGACUUUAACAUGAUUAAAGAAAUUGAACGGGAAGAACUACUUAGAGCAAUAGACUUAGUCGCGGCUAUUGUGGAGAAAUGUUCUGAGCACGAGAAAGAUUCCCCUAAUCUUUCGGAAUGGUUUUCGAUAUACAAGGCAUGCACAUCAUUGUUGGAAUCCUUGAGGAAAUUCAAAAAUAUGGAAAAGAAUCAGUUAAUAAACAAGAAAGGAUUGCCGCCGCCCACUUUGGACGAUAUGAUUAAGCUUGAUAAUAAGGAAUCUAGGACGAACAGAAAACAGUUCGUGAAUUCCCUUAUGGUGAACAGCAACUCAUUACCUGUGUCCACACAGGAUGAACGACAUCUCACGAUAUUAGGGAUGAAGGCACCUCAAAAAUUAUCUGUUUUGCCCAAUUUUUUGCAAGCAAUUGAACAACGAAAAAUAGAUUCAUUUCGAGUAAGUGUAAUCGUGAUUUUGUUUUAUUGCGCAAUUGUAAUAAAAAUUGACAAAACUAAAUUCAAACUUCAAUUAGAAUGUAAUGCGAUUCUUGUCAUGCGCAGGUUGUCGCAAACAAGCCCUCGUUUAUUUUUCUCCUGA